UCUCUCUCUCUCCGUGUGUGUGUAAUUGUUCUGCUGUGACUCCGCCCACUCAGCCACAGUUUGGUUGUUAGUUCUGGGAGAAGUUCCUCGGCUCCUCGGUGUGGAGUUUGAAGCUCAGUGUGAUAUCUGCGAGCUCCAUGUGGAUGUCGUUGGUCGUGUUGUGUAUUCUGGCCUGAGUGUGUGUUGUGUUGUUGUUGUUGUUGUUGUGUUGUUGUUGUUGUUGUGUUGUUGUUGUGCGCGCGCACCAUGGCAGCGGUGAAAGCUCUUCAGCAGUGGUGUAAAGUUCAGUGUGAGGGUUACAGAGACGUGUCCAUUACCAACAUGACCACGUCGUUCAGAGACGGACUGGCUUUCUGCGCCCUCAUCCACAAACACAGACCGGAUUUAAUAGACUUCGACUCCUUGAACAAAGAAAAUGUAUUUGAGAACAACCACCUGGCCUUCAGAGUCGCAGAGGAUCAGCUGAGCAUUCCUGCUCUGUUGGAUGCAGAAGACAUGGUGGCACUGAAAGUUCCAGAUCGUCUCAGCAUCCUCACCUACGUCUCUCAGUAUUACAACUUCUUCCAUGGCCGCUCUCCCAUCGGGGGUUUGGCAGGAGUGAAGCGUCCAGCAGAGGAACCCAUCGACGGUUCAUCAGGGAGGAAGAACCCAGCGGUCACCGCUAAAGCCUACAGCUCUUCUAAACCUGACCCUGACACCAAGAGAGACGUCGUAGUAGAACGUCCUGAAAAAGCCGGCACCAUCAACCGGAACUGCAGCAUCUGUAAUAAUCACGUCCACCUUGUUCAGAGACACCUCGUGGACGGAAAGCUCUACCACCGAAACUGCUUCAAAUGCAGCGAGUGCUUCAAUAUUCUCCUCUCUGGAACGUACAAGUCUGGAAAAGAGCCAAACACCUUUAUCUGCAAGUCACACCAAAACACACACAAGCCUCCGCCCACUCAGGUCGCACCACCUGCACGCUACAGUCAAACUACACCUACCACCACCACCACCACCACCACCAUCACCUCCAAGGCAGCAGCGAGCCCAAAGAACAUCACACUCAAGAGUCUGGAAAAAGAUUCCACCCAAAAUAAACCACAACCAUUUUGGGUUCUGAGUAAGAAUGGAAGCUCUUCUGCCCCUGCAGCUGCCCCUACAGCUGCCCGUACAACUGCCCCUACUGCUGUACCUACAGCUGCCCGUACAACUGCACCUACAGCUACACCUACAGCUGUACCUACAGCUGCCCCUACAGCUGCCCGUACAACUGCACCUACAGCUACACCUACAGCUGCCCGUACAGCUGCACGUACAGCUGCCCCUACAGCUGCACCUGCAGCUGCACCUGCAUCUGCACCUACAGCUGCCCCUCGCUAUAAAUUCACAUCGUCACGUCCGGCUGAACAGAAGCUUCCCUCAGAGACCCCCAAAGAGCCGAGCAGCUCGGUGCUGAGGAACCUGGAGGCCAGACAGAGGUUCUUUGAGCCCAUCAGCAGCCCUGUGUCGGUCUCUAAAGACGGUCCAGGAGCAGGAGGUGCAGGAGCUGCCGGAGGUGCAGGUAAAGUCAAGCAGCAGCUGCGAGCAGAAGACUGGACAAAAGACAAGAAAAAAGAAAAGGAUGACGGUGAUAAGGAGAAAGUGAAGUCUGUCAUUAGUAAAUUUGUGACUGAUGAAACCAGCAGAAGCAGCAGCUCACCUUCCUCAUACGCACUGAGAUCUAAUGCUAUGAGUAACAUGCCACGUGUUCCUGCUGCCAAACCACCAAACACCAGAGUGUUGCUCAAGGCACCGGCCAUGGACCUGGAACUCAGUACAAGCUCCAGUUUAGCUAAAACCUCCAACUGGCUGCAUUCCAGAGAGAAAUCUCCAGUGAGAGCAGCGACCACACAGCCAACUAACAGCAAGGAAACUGAUGCAGCUCCUUCAGACUGGAGGUCGUUACUCAAACCUGUGGCCAAGAACACAAAACCCAGAAGCUCCUCCACACCCACCAGCGAGUCCAAGACGUCUAACGCGGGGUCUCCACCAUGGGAGUCGCCCACGAACAUCUCCUCACCUUCAUCUACUGCUUCUCCUUCUACACACAGCAGCAGUAUGAAAUCUGACUCGACUCCCAGCGAGGAUGCUGAGGAGGGACUUCAAGACUAUAAUGUUGAUAGCAGCACGUCACUCUCACAGAAGCUGUUAAAGCCGGACUACAUCCCGAGGGAGGAGAUCCUGAGGGAGCUGAAGGAGAUCGAGAUGAAGCUGAAUGAUCUGGAGAAGAAAGGAGUGGAGUUGGAGAAGCAGCUGAGGCAGUGCGAGGAAGAGAACCAGGAGGACGUGUUGACGAAUGACUUGAUGGUGGACUGGUUUAAUCUGAUUCGAAGCAAACAGGUUUACAUCCGACGCGAGUCUGAGCUCGUCUACGUUGGAAGAUCUCAGGACCUGGAGGAGGAGCAGCCAAAUGUUGAGGCAGAACUUCGCAAACUGAUGGAAAAACCGGAACACCUGAAGACUUCAAAGGAUAAAAAGCGAGAAGAGGAACUGAUGGCCAAACUGGUAGAAAUAGUUAAUGACAGGAACGCUAUUGUGGACGGACUCGAUGAGGACAGACUGAGAGAGGAAGAGGAAGAUGAGCAGCUGAAUAAGAUGAUGCAGAAUCUUGACAUAAAGAAGGAAAAGAAGAAAAGAUCCUCCAUGUCCAGGCUGUUUGGCAGGAAGAGUAAGCAUGAGGAUGAGAGCUGAAGCUGAAGCUGCGUGUUGUGGUGGACGAGGACAUCGAUCAUGGACUGAUUUUAUCCAGGUGUUCACACGAUGUCAGGGUUUUUUAUUUGUCUGAGUUCUACAGAGGACUUUUAUACUCUAGUUGACUAGAGAUUUGACCACAGACCAGCUGUGUGUGUGUGCGUGUGUGUGUGUGUGUGUGUGUGUGUGUACAUACAAGGGAGCUGUUCAUUAGAGAAGAUCCAGAAUGUUGUGUUUGUGUAGAGACGUCAUGAUGUGUCCGAGUCCUGAGAUGAUCACGACACACUGCUGCUGCUGAACAUGAAGAAAAGUGUCCAGUGUGUCUGAGAGGAAAUGAGCUUGUGUACAGAGAUCAAUAUCAUCACUUAGGAAACGACCUGUGUGUGUGAGCUGUGUGUGUGUGAGAGAGCUCUGUCUGUGUGUGUGUGUGUGUGUGUGUGAGCUGUGUGUGAGAGAGAGAGGUGUGUGUGUGUGCGCUGUGUGUGUGUGUGUGUGUGUGUGUGUGUAUUUGUAUUUUCUGUACGGGGUUAAAACACAUUGAUCAGAGAUCCUGAUUCACUACAGUCGCCUGUUUUUGUGCAGAUUUGACCGAUUUUAUAGAUUUUACAGAUGUAAGCCAGCAGCUGAGGGUGUAGUGCCUCAGUGUGGCCUGCAGGGGGCAGUCGGGUUCUUACACUAAGCACCGGACCGGUACCGGUUUCAGACUGUAUGGAGAAUAUGAAGGUGUUAAUAUCUAAAGUAUUAAUAUUUAUCUUUAUAUCUUUACAACCGCGGAAUUCCGCUGGAACGCCGAAUUCACGUGACGUUGAGUUUUAUUCGGAUUAAAGGAGAAAUCAUGACGUGUAAAAUAAAAUGAAAGGAAAAUAAAGUUUUUCACAAAAUUCUCA
Molecule: messenger RNA, 3599 nt
Organism: Tachysurus fulvidraco (yellow catfish)
Lineage: Eukaryota; Metazoa; Chordata; Actinopteri; Siluriformes; Bagridae
Gene: micall2b
Product: mical-like 2b
Exons: 17
Coding region: 247-2712 (821 amino acids)
Molecular function (GO): protein binding
Source: RefSeq, a predicted model, not a curated record